Nematostella vectensis (starlet sea anemone) is the source of this 3119-nucleotide messenger RNA. Its product is annotated as phospholipid scramblase 2. The coding region runs from base 98 to 868 and encodes 256 amino acids. Gene Ontology annotation, cellular component: plasma membrane. The transcript is spliced from 8 exons. NCBI's taxonomy places the organism in Eukaryota, Metazoa, Cnidaria, Anthozoa, Actiniaria, Edwardsiidae. Gene Ontology annotation, biological process: plasma membrane phospholipid scrambling. Gene Ontology annotation, molecular function: phospholipid scramblase activity. The record is from RefSeq and is a predicted model, not a curated record.
UGACGUAAAGACGCAAAGCACGAAGGGAUUACGAAGAGAUAUAAACGCCGCGACAACACCUCCAUUCAACCGACCUACCUUGAUGUGACGGCAAAAAAUGGCGCAAAAGUCGGCCGAAAUCGCACAAGUCCCAGCUGUUACCACUCAGCAACCGGGUGCUGUAAAUCCAGGGCAGGUGGUAUGGAUGCAGCCUCCCCCUCCCCCGAUGGGAUGCCCACCCGGCCUGGAAUACCUUACCCAGAUAGACCAGCUAUUGAUAAGGCAGCAAGUUGAGCUGUUUGAGCUUUUUACUGGCUGUGAGAUGAAGAACAAGUACCAAAUAACCAACUCUCUUGGGCAGCAGGUCUAUUUUGCUAAGGAAGAUACUGACUGCUGUACUCGUCAAUGUUGUGGCCCUGCCCGUCCCUUUGAGAUGGAGAUCACUGACAACACCGGGCGUGAGGUGAUCCACUUGUCUCGCCCUCUCAGGUGUGCUUGUUUUUGCUGCUGGUGCUGCUUGCAGACUAUUGAAGUACAGGCUCCACGUGGAAAUGUUGUUGGAUAUGUUGAACAAGAGUUUUACAUUUGCAAGCCUAAGUUCACCAUCAAGGAUGCCAACCGCCAGACUAUACUAACCAUGACUGGACCAAUCUGUGCUUGUCGAUGCUGUGCAGAUGUGGAGUUCCCGGUGUUGUCAGCUGACGGCACAGUUCCAGUUGGCAAGGUUACCAAGCAGUGGACUGGUUUGAUCAAGGAGGCCUUUACUGAUGCCGAGAACUUUGGAAUAACAUUCCCUAUGGAUUUGGAUGUAAAGAUGAAAGCUGUCAUGCUGGGAGCAGUGUUCUUGAUAGACUUCAUGUUUUUUGAAACUCAAAACCACAACAACUAGUUAAAUGUGCAGCACUAUCCUAAGCACAUGUAAUUUAACUGAUUCAGUGGAACCUAUUAACUCGAACCCUCAAGGAAUUCUAACAACAAUGUUAUCUAAGAAGACAAGACUGAAAAUGAAUGGAAAUUGAGUCAGUUGAGUUAUUAAGGUUCCACUGCAGUUUGAUUAAACAGUUUUUCAAUAUACCCCGAUCGCUCAUGUAUACAUAAUCAAAUAUACCGGAAUGUUUUAUUUUUGAGUUCUCUGAAAGCAAAACUUGAAAACAAGGGUCCGCUAUAUAAAGGGGAAAGCUCCUCCCGUCCGGGCUCAAGAACAACCAGUUAUCUAUCAGCCAUCAAUGAGUCAACAUGUCAGGACAAUUGUUUUGAGCGCUAAAUUCAAAUGUCAUAUUCUAAACCAAAAUUAGAUACAAUUAUAAAUAUAAGCACAAUUCCUAGACUUGUCCCCAUACAUUGUUUCAAUUUAUCAUAAAAUAAUGUUAUACCAAGCUGUGUGCGCUCUAAAAUAUAAGCAUUUUCAUCACAGCGCGAGAUUAAUAUCAAGAUGCAGAAGAUUAAAGACAGCCAAAAUCAAAAACGUGGGCUCACCGAAAAUGCGAGUGGACAACAAAUCACCAAAUGUCUUGUUACCUAUGCAAAAUUAGUUUUAUCCCAACCUACUGAGGCUCAGAGUUAAGCAUAUUUACACGCAUGACUGCUAGCGUGACAGUGUUGUGACUGCUAGCGUGACAGUGUUGUGACUGCUAGCGUGACAGUGUUGUGACUGCUAGCGUGGCAGUGUUGUGACUGCUAGCGUGGCAGUGUUGUGACUGCAAGCGUGGCAGUGUUGUGACUGCUAGCAUGACAGUGUUGUGACUGCUAGCGUGACAGUGUUGUGACUGCUAGCGUGGCAGUGUUGUGACUGCUACCGUGGCAGUGUUGUGACUGCUACCGUGGCAGUGUUGUGACUGCUAGCGUGGCAGUGUUGUGACUGCUAGCAUGACAGUGUUGUGACUGCUAGCGUGGCAGUGUUGUGACUGCAAGCGUGGCAGUGUUGUGACUGCUAGCAUGACAGUGUUGUGACUGCUAGCGUGGCAGUGUUGUGACUGCUAGCGUGGCAGUGUUGUGACUGCUAGCAUGGCAGUGUUGUGACUGCUACCGUGACAGUGUUGUGACUGCUAGCGUGGCAGUGUUGUGACUGCUAGCAUGACAGUGUUGUGACUGCUAGCGUGACAGUGUUGUGACUGCUAGCGUGACAGUGUUGUGACUGCUAGCGUGACAGUGUUGUGACUGCUAGCGUGACAGUGUCGUGACUGCUAGCGUGACAGUGUUGUGACUGCUAGCGUGACAGUGUUGUGACUGCUAGCAUGGCAGUGUUGUGACUGCUAGCGUGGCAGUGUUGUGACUGCUAGUGUGACAGUGUUGUGACUGCUAGUGUGGCUGUGUUGUGACUGCUAGCGUGGCAGUGUUGUGACUGCUAGCGUGGCUGUGUUGUGACUGCUAGCGUGACAGUGUUGUGACUGCUAGCGUGGCAGUGUUGUGACUGCUAGCGUGGCAGUGUUGUGACUGCUAGCGUGGCAGUGUUGUGACUGCUAGCGUGACAGUGUUGUGACUGCUAGCGUGGCAGUGUUGUGACUGCUAGUGUGACAGUGUUGUGACUGCUAGUGUGGCUGUGUUGUGACUGCUAGCGUGGCAGUGUUGUGACUGCUAGCGUGGCUGUGUUGUGACUGCUAGCGUGACAGUGUUGUGACUGCUAGCGUGGCAGUGUUGUGACUGCUAGCGUGGCAGUGUUGUGACUGCUAGCGUGGCAGUGUUGUGACUGCUAGCGUGACAGUGUUGUGACUGCUAGCGUGACAGUUGUGACUGCUAGCGUGGCAGUGUUGUGACUGCUAGCGUGGCAGUGCUAGCUGGGAGGAGCGUUUUCUUUUAUAAUAGCGGAACCUCGUGUUUAAACCUAACAUUUUGUUACGGUGUAAGAACUUUUUGUAAGGAUUGCAUCCAGGACCCCAAGAAAAUAAUGAAAGCAUAUCUACAAUGGCAAUAAAAGUAAUUUGCACUUAUGGCUUGCAUGGGAUGCUGGACAUAACCAAUAUGGAUUUAACUCUCACCAUUUACAGCUACAGGAGUCCGUAUCAAUCCAAAAGAGUUUUAAUCUUUUGUUAUUACGCAUUGAUCGAUAUUGUUGUUUGUGAAUCGUAGUUAAACUUACGUACAUAGCAUUAUACAACCAUACAUCCAUCAUAUAAGUGAGAAAUAAAGUGUUUUGCACGCAA